This is a messenger RNA of Cinclus cinclus, 1287 nucleotides long. RefSeq names its product acrosin-like. The record is from RefSeq and is a predicted model, not a curated record. The coding region runs from base 1 to 1287 and encodes 428 amino acids. Gene Ontology annotation, molecular function: serine-type endopeptidase activity. The transcript has 6 exons. NCBI's taxonomy places the organism in Eukaryota, Metazoa, Chordata, Aves, Passeriformes, Cinclidae. Gene Ontology annotation, biological process: proteolysis; acrosome reaction.
AUGAAUUGGCUCAGCUUCCUCGUCCUGCUCACCGUGGCCGGGCUGGCGCAGGGGACAUGGGACAACUGUGGAGGGACCUGCGGACUCCGAGGCGUAGUGUCUGACUACGGCCUCAUGAAUUAUUACUAUGGCAACAUAGCUAAUGACUACGGCAUGACACGCAUCGUGGGUGGCGUGGGUGCCCUGCCAGGAGCGUGGCCCUGGAUUGUCAGCAUCCAGCACCCCUGGGUACCAGACCUAGGGCAUUUCUGUGGAGGGUCUCUCAUCAGCACGGAGUGGGUCCUCACAGCAGCUCACUGCUUCGAUGUGUUUAACAACAUUAGCAUGCUGUAUGUGGUGAUUGGAGCCACCCAGUUGACUCAGCCGGGCCCUGGGGCCGUAGUGCGCAGUGUCAAGCAGGUGCUGAUACACCCGUACUACAAUCCUGAUGACAUGAGCUAUGAUAUUGCCGUGAUGGAAUUGGACCAUCCUGUCCAGUGCAGCCCCUACAUCCAGCUGGCCUGUGUGGCUCACUCUACCCUAAAAGUGUCAGAGCUGCAAAACUGCUGGAUUGCUGGAUGGGGUUCCACUGCUGCAAGAGCUCAGCAAUCAAGUGAUCACCUGCAGGAGGCCAAUGUCCACCUCAUUGAUAUCCAGCUCUGCAACAGCAGUGACUGGUAUGCAGGGAAAAUCCACACCCACAACGUGUGUGCUGGUUACCCAGAGGGCAACAUCGACACCUGCCAGGGUGACAGCGGUGGUCCUCUCAUGUGCCAGGACAACAGCGCUGACUCCUGGUGGGUUGUUGGAGUGACCAGCUGGGGAAAAGGCUGUGCCAGAGAAAGGCAGCCUGGAGUGUACACCUCCACUCAGCACUUCUACGACUGGAUCGUGGCCCAGACAGGCAUAAACACAGCUGGAAGGGGUUCUCCAACAUCACAAGCCUGGAGUCAUUUUAUGACCGCCCAGCAAACAGCACAGAAACCUUGGUCAACACGACCCCCCAGUCAUACGCCCUGGCCAACACGACCCCCCACUUAUAAGCCUUGGUCAACACGACCUCCCACUCAUACACCAUGGCCGACAUCACUUCCCACUCAUAAGCCAUGGCCAACACGACCUCCCACUUAUAAACCAUUGCCAACAUCAAUCCCCACUCAGACUCCAUGGACAACAGCUCCCUCCACUCAAAAACCAACACCAUUGGGCGAGGUUAGCUCCUGCCCAUUUCCACUCAACAAACUGGUAGACUUCUUUAAGAAGGUGAAGAAGCUCCUCCAACAGGUCCUUGGACUGAACACUGCUUGA